Miscanthus lutarioriparius is the source of this 1515-nucleotide messenger RNA. NCBI's taxonomy places the organism in Eukaryota, Viridiplantae, Streptophyta, Magnoliopsida, Poales, Poaceae. The record is from the annotation of a GenBank genome assembly.
AUGCAGGAGAUGUAUGCUCUUCGUCACAAAAAGCACAAGAGUAACACUGGAAGUAAUCAUGGUGCAAACUCCGGAAGCAAUCCUCAAGGUGUUGAAUCCAAUACAAAUCAGUCCAGAAGGGUUGGGGCUGAUGGUGGCAACUCUGAUAGGAGCAGUCCAAAUGGUGUUCAGUCCAGCAGAAAUAAUAACACAAGGGUUAGAGCUGAUUGUGGCUCCUCUGAAAGGAGCAGUCUAGAUGGUGUUCAGUCCAAUAGAAAUCAGUCCAGAAGGAUUGCAGGUGAUGGUGGGAACUUUCGAAGGAGUAGUCCUGCUGGUGUUAACUCUGAAAGAAGUGCUAAUGUUGGUGACUCCCAACAGAAUGGUAGUGGUGAUGGUGCCCAACUUAAUGGUGGUAGUGAAGGUGGUGACUCCCAACUAAAUGUGAAUCCUUCGAAAAGGGGAAGAGGGAAGUUGACCAGAACAGAAUUGAAAAUGGUUCUGCGCAGUGGAAGGGUUCAGCUAGAACCUGUUGGUCAUUGUCAAUUCAGUUAUGUUGGUUACACACCAAGAGGCUACAAGUACCCAUCACAAGUAGGAGCUAUUCUAAAACGGGAGUACCCAGGUAUUAUCACGGUGUAUGAUGAUGAUGGCACAAUUAUUAAACAACAGCCAACAAUGUCAUGGAAUGAUUAUUAUUGGAAAAAGAAUGAACAUGAUGUCUGCUAUGCUCAGAGAGUAAAGCAGGUGAUCUGGAGUUUGUUUACAGUUCAUCCCAACCAUAGGAGAGUUGCUGAGAAAAAUCUAGAGAACUAUCUUGUGAGAAGGGAAUAUACUUUUGGGCCUGGGCAUCAGAGUGGCACUAUAAACACAUUUUCUGUAAUGAAAUCCGGAAUUAAGAAUGCGGAUAGCACUGGAAGGAGUGGUCCAAUCCCUAGCCAAAAAGCACAGAAACGUUUGGAUGACUACAAAGCACUAGCUCCAGAUGAGAAUUCAAAAGUACUUGAUGGGAAAGCAUUGUACACCAUGGCACGUGGAAUGCCCCAUGGCCGUGUUCUAAUAGGCGAUGGUGCCGUGGAUAAGGCAUGUGUUCUAGUACAUGCCAAAUCAGCAUCAGUUAUGCCACCCAAUCAUGAUAAGUAUCGAAGUGUGAUCGCUGAAAAUGAGCGAUUGAAAGAAACUAAUGGCCUACUCAUUGAGGAAAAUGGUGUCCAUCGUGACCUUGUCAUGAGAAUUUAUGCGGAUUUCAAAAAAGAACCACCUGCUGAUCUGCUGCAGCGCCUAGCAAACAUUGAUGCCCGCCGCAACCAGACUACAAGUUUAUCACUUGGAGGCUCUGAAUCUGUUGAUAAUGGUUGGUACAACUACAACUACAAUGAUGAUUACACUGUUGAUGGCGCUGAUGAGGAGGAUUACACUGAUGAGGAUAGCACUGAUGAUGAAGCUGAUGAGGACAUGUCAGGUGAUGAUGGCAUGUACGAGGAAGAUGAUCAUGAUGACAUUUAUGAUGAAGCCAAUAAUCUACAGAAUGCUGACUAG